AUGCUGGUAGGAAUCACCACCUUAGCCUUCUGCGCUUACUUUUUCUGCGGUCCCGCACCCGUCAACCCUACCGACCCAACACUUCCUAAAACGCCCUUUGGUCUGUUGGUCCAAUACCUUCCGCAUAGACCAUCUCCUCUUCAGCAGCUCACUCAGCUAAAUCCGCGUCUCAAGGUAAAUCUUGGUUUGAAGGCAAAAGGACGUUUAGGCAAAUCUAGAUUCCGCAGACUUGUUCCUAGACGAAAAAGACACACCGUCAUUGCAUGCAACCAUAACUCCAGAGAACAGAACGCCCCUAGAUUAAAACCAUUUGAAACUGGUAAAAGACAAAUUUUUUCAAAGCUCAAGCUUUGUAAAGCAGAAAUAUCAGUGCAAAAGGAAAAUCAACAAUCUAUUAAGCAUCACAAAGAAUAA
This is a messenger RNA of Magnusiomyces paraingens, 414 nucleotides long. RefSeq lists its product as uncharacterized. The coding region runs from base 1 to 414 and encodes 137 amino acids. The transcript has a single exon. NCBI's taxonomy places the organism in Eukaryota, Fungi, Ascomycota, Dipodascomycetes, Dipodascales, Dipodascaceae. The record is from RefSeq and is a predicted model, not a curated record.